CUAAUACAGGUGUAACAGAUAUGUUCUACCAUUUGAGAUAUGGUAAAAUUUUUUAUGCCCCGGAUUCAGCGAUUCCGCAAAAAAAAGCAAUUCCAGGGAGCCCUAUAGAUACAAAAUGGGAACGUAUUGCAUUUAUAGGGUUACACUUGUGUUUUAAAUGUGCGAUUGAUGGAACGUCGAGGAUUUCCCGAUGGAAAGUAGGCGCCGAAAAGGUUUUCACUGUUGCGGGGCAAGUUUUACCGCAGAGUUCCGCGCGAAACCGCCGGAACAGAAUUACGAGAUGGAUAGAAAGACGCGAGAAUCGAUUAAUGGCUGAACUGCCAAUGUGGUUUUACGACAAGUAAUCGAUACGGUUCUUUUAUUAA
Molecule: messenger RNA, 365 nt
Organism: Ceratina calcarata
Lineage: Eukaryota; Metazoa; Arthropoda; Insecta; Hymenoptera; Apidae
Exons: 2
Coding region: 21-344 (107 amino acids)
Source: RefSeq, a predicted model, not a curated record